ACCAAGCUGCCGGCGGUAUGACAGACUGGGGAGUCACGGUUUCAGUGACCGCGUCCCUCGCUGCAAAGAUCUCCACCCACCGUGGGAGGGGAGCCACCUCUUAGCUCCACUGCAAAGCCUCUUGCAAACUCAGAAGGGCUGUGGACUCAGGGUGAGGAGCGUCGUGAGGUGAAGCCGGCCUGAGAUGGAACUCGUCGUUACCGGGGUGAUCGUCGCUCUCACUCUGGCCCUGCUCGUUUAUUCCCGGAGGAAAGUGAAGCACGACAGGCUUCCCCCGGGUCCUCCCGCCCUCCCGUUUCUCGGCAACUCGCUGCAAAUAGAUAAACGAGCCCCCGAUCGCUCUCUCAUUCAGCUGAGCAGAAAGUAUGGCCCCGUGUUCACAAUCUGGCUUGGUCCGCGUCCCGCGGUGGUGCUGUGCGGCUUCGAAGCCGUGAAGGAGGCCCUCGUCAACCAGGCAGAGGAUUUUGGAGCCAGGGGCACAGUUCCCUCCAUCAGGAAAGUCACGAGAGGAUACGGGAUCGCCAGCAGCAACGGGUUUCGAUCCCACCAGCUUCGCAGCUUCGCCAUCUCGGCCCUGAGGGACUUCGGCAAAGGCGCCAAGAGCCUGGAGGAUUUCAUCCGGCAGGAAGCAGAGUGCCUGGUGGAGGUCUUCAAGAAGACUGGAGAGUCGCCCUUUGACCCCACGUUCCAGCUCAACUCGGCCACGGCCAACAUAAUGUGCGCCAUUGUCUUUGGGAACCGUUUCGACUAUGAGGAUCCGAAGCUGCUGGCUCUCCUGCGGAUGAUCGACGAAAACAUGAAGGUCAUCAGCAGCCCCUGGGGGCAGUUGUAUGAUCUGCUUCCAAACCUUCUGGACCACCUCCCAGGCCCACACAACAGGCUCUUCGAAAACGCAGAUAAAAUUAAAAACUUCCUGAGAGAAAUGAUCCAGCUUCACAAGGACACGCACACCAAAGGGAAGCGCCAGGAUUUCAUCGACAGCUUCCUCCUCAGGAUGAAAGAGGAGAAAAAUAACCCAAGGUCAGAGUUCAACGACGAGAACCUAGUCUUGUCCACUUUCAAUAUAUUCCUCGCCGGGACUGACACCACCAGCUCGACCAUGAGGUGGGGUCUCCUGCUGUUCUUGAAGUACCCGGAGGUACAGGAAAGGAUCCAAAGUGAGAUCGAUCAGGUGAUUGGGAUGGAACGCACACCGUGUAUCGGAGACAGAGAAAGGAUGCCCUACACCAACGCAGCCAUCCGCGAGAUCCAGCGCUAUUCCAAUAUUAUCCCGCUCAACCUCCCCCACACCGUCACAAAAGAUACAGAGUUCCGGGGAUUCCUGAUCCCAAAGGGAAUGAUUGUGAUCCCUCUGCUCGCGUCCCUUUUGCACGAUCCCUGUUGCUGGGAGACUCCGGAAUCCUUCAACGUGAAUCACUUUCUGGACGAGAGGGAACAACUGAAGCACAAGGAAGCCUUCCUGCCGUUCUCAAUAGGGAACCGAAUGUGUAUCGGUGAGGAGGUGGCCCAGACGCAGCUCUUCAUCUUCCUAACCACCCUGCUGCAAAACUUCACCGUCCGCUCCCCGCUGGAACCGUCUGCCAUCAACGUCAACCCCUUGUCGAGCGGCUUUUCAACGCUACAUCACCCCUACCAGUUGUACUGUGUUCCUCGCGGGCCGGUCAGAAGGCCAGGCAGGGAGUGACGCUCGGACACAUUCCAACCGGGUGAAACCUUCUGUAAAAUCUCAGUGUGCGGCAAAAAAAAAAUACUGAAGAUGCUGGGAACACUCAGUGGCUCAGGCACAGACUAUCUCUGGACUCUGGGCAGGUCACAGGGAAUUGAAAGAUAGCAAAUGUCACACUUAUUCACAGCCCAUUCCACCGCUGGUGGAUGUUUAGGGCAGCAAUGAAGUUCCUCCAUCUCUGGUGGUGUUCAGGGCUUCCUUCAUCGUGUCAGCAGCAUCCUCUCCGUUUUCACUACUGUCAGUCAUGCAAGUCCCGGGUGGAGACUCAGGAAUACUGUCACACUCAGGUGUAGAAGGAUUCUUCAUUGCUGUUUCCUUAGCAACUUUGUUUCACCAGUCAGGGUUGUUAGCCCUGAGAUAAACCCCCCAAACCUAGAGGAGGGGGUGGACCACGCUUGGUCUGACCUCUACCCUUUGACCUGUUUGGCAUGGGUGACCCGACCAAGAGCCAAAGCAUAAAAAAGCCCUGGCCCCAGCCAACGUAGCUCUCCGACAAUCCUCGGAGAGAUCCUGGCCUCCAUCCACCCUACUACAGACACACCCUGCCUCUCCUUAAUCCCCGCCUCUCCUGCAACAUAAAACAAGAUUUUAUUUUUCCCGGCUUUAACAGUUCCGAUGAAAGGUCGUCAGUCAGAAAUGUUUCUCCACCUGCUGAGAGUUUCCAGCAUUUUCUGUUUUUAGUUCAUAUUUUCAGCAGCUGCAUUAUUUUGUUAUUUGUUUAUUGUAUAUUGAUCUGUCUAGAUAUGUAUUUUAUUGGCUAUUUUUGAGAUGUAAAUAUUAAAAUACACCUCUGUCUUUGGUUAUGUACGUAAGACCCUUUGGAAUUAAAUUUGAAGAGGACAAUCAUUAAAUCAAAACCCAA
Messenger RNA from Mobula hypostoma (lesser devil ray), 2588 nucleotides. Its product is annotated as cytochrome P450 2B4-like. Gene Ontology annotation, molecular function: iron ion binding; oxidoreductase activity, acting on paired donors, with incorporation or reduction of molecular oxygen, reduced flavin or flavoprotein as one donor, and incorporation of one atom of oxygen; heme binding. The record is from RefSeq and is a predicted model, not a curated record. NCBI's taxonomy places the organism in Eukaryota, Metazoa, Chordata, Chondrichthyes, Myliobatiformes, Myliobatidae. Gene Ontology annotation, cellular component: cytoplasm; intracellular membrane-bounded organelle. The coding region runs from base 185 to 1684 and encodes 499 amino acids. Gene Ontology annotation, biological process: xenobiotic metabolic process. The transcript is spliced from 9 exons.